Galeopterus variegatus (Sunda flying lemur) is the source of this 1464-nucleotide messenger RNA. Its product is annotated as protocadherin beta-4-like. Gene Ontology annotation, cellular component: plasma membrane. Gene Ontology annotation, molecular function: calcium ion binding. The transcript has a single exon. Gene Ontology annotation, biological process: homophilic cell-cell adhesion. The annotation marks the transcript as partial. NCBI's taxonomy places the organism in Eukaryota, Metazoa, Chordata, Mammalia, Dermoptera, Cynocephalidae. The record is from RefSeq and is a predicted model, not a curated record.
UGGGCGGCGAUAUACUAAACGAAUUUCAGAUUAAAAACAAUUUUGUCACCAUCUUCCAAGCAAAAUAUUAGAAUUGAAUAGAAUUGAAGUCCUUUUGUGGUUGCUGAAGAGAUUGGAUGUCAGCAUCCGGACUCCAACAUGGAGAAGCUAGAGAGAAUUCAUCAAAACAGGCAAGUAAUGGCCUUUAUUUUGACGGUGUUCUUGUCUCAGGUUUACCCCGAGCCUAUUCGUUAUUCUGUGCUGGAGGAAACAGAGAGCGGCUCCUUUGUAGCCCACCUCACCAAGGAUCUGGGCCUGGGAACUGGGGAACUGGCUGCCCGGUCAGCUCGGGUGGUGUCUGAUGAUGACAAGCAGCAUUUACUGCUGGAGCGUCAGACUGGAAAUUUGCUUUUGAGGGAGAAACUAGACCGGGAAGAGCUAUGUGGCCCUAUUGAACCGUGUGUACUGCACUUCCAAGUGUUCCUGGAAAUGCCAGUGCAAUUUUUUCAAGGAGAAUUAUCAAUCCAGGACAUAAAUGACCACUCUCCAGUAUUCCCUGAUAGUGAAAUGCUCUUGAAAAUACCAGAAAACAGCCAGCCAGGGACUCUGUUUCCGUUGAUAUCAGCUCAGGAUUUGGAUGUGGGCAGCAAUGGUCUUCAACACUAUACAAUCAGCCCCAAUUCUCAUUUUCACAUUCUCACUCGAAAUCAUAGUGAGGGCAAGAAAUACGCAGAUUUGGUGCAGGACAAAGCACUGGAUCGAGAGGAGCAGGCUGAGUUCAGCUUAACCCUAAUGGCGCUGGAUGGUGGGUCUCCACCUAGGUCUGGCAUGGUCAUGGUUCGAAUCCUGAUAAUGGACGUCAAUGACAAUGCUCCUGAGUUUGUGCACACCUCAUAUGAGGUGCAGGUUUUGGAAAACUGCCCCAUAGACUCUCCAUUACUUAGUGUCUUAGCUAGGGAUGUAGAUGCUGGAAACUUCGGGAGUGUUUCCUAUGGCUUUUUCCAAGCAUCGGAUGAAAUCAAACAAACUUUCUCAAUAAAUAAGGCCACAGGAGAAAUCCGACUGAAAAAGAAACUGGACUUCGAAAAAAUUAAAUCUUAUCACAUGGAAAUUGAGGCUACAGAUGGAGGAGGCCUUUCUGGGAAAGGCGCUGUAAUCAUAGAGGUGGUGGAUGUGAACGACAACGCCCCCGAACUUACCAUAUCUUCCCUCACCAGCUCCAUCCCAGAAAACGCUCCUGAUACCGUGGUCUCUAUCUUCAGAAUUCGAGAUAGAGAUUCUGGAGACAAUGGAAAGAUGUCUUGCUCUAUUCCAGACAACCUGCCAUUCAUUCUAAACCCAACUUUCAAGAAUUUCUACACCCUGGUAACAGAAGGAGCGCUGGACAGAGAAAGCCAAGCUGAGUACAACAUCACCAUCACCAUCACCGACUUGGGCACACCGAGGCUCAAAACCGAGCACAGCAUAACCGUGCAGGUGUCCGAC